Molecule: messenger RNA, 2798 nt
Organism: Rhipicephalus sanguineus (brown dog tick)
Lineage: Eukaryota; Metazoa; Arthropoda; Arachnida; Ixodida; Ixodidae
Exons: 4
Coding region: 161-1255 (364 amino acids)
Biological process (GO): sex differentiation; regulation of transcription by RNA polymerase II
Cellular component (GO): nucleus
Molecular function (GO): DNA-binding transcription factor activity, RNA polymerase II-specific; RNA polymerase II cis-regulatory region sequence-specific DNA binding
Source: RefSeq, a predicted model, not a curated record
CGCCCUUCCGAUCGUCGUUAGGAGUCGCCGUCAUCAUCUCCGUCGUGAUCUCCGAGCUACGUUGGGAGAGGAGCGCCUCCGGCGUUUGCACCGCUGCUCGCGCACCCUUCCCCUCGCAAGCCCCUUUCCCAUCGCACGCUGCCGCUGUAGGCGGGCGGCGAUGCCGGCGUUCCUUCUGGCAUAUUGCGUCCAACUUGCGUCCGACAUGAACGGCGGUACAACGACGACUGCGCGCUAUGCCGCGGCCGGUGUGCCGGAGGCGGCCGCGCUGCCCGCGGCUUGUGCCCUGCGUUCCCCGACCGGCCGGCAGCCCAAGUGCGCCCGCUGCCGCAACCACGGUCGCCGCCGGCUGGUGCGUGGUCACAAGCGCCAGUGUCCCUUUCGGGAAUGCACAUGCGAGAAGUGCGAGCUCAUUGCCGAACGCCAACGGGUCAUGGCCAAGCAAGUGGCCCUGAGGAGGGCCCAAGCGGCUGCCGAAUCGACAGGCAACCAGCUGAUAACCGAUGAUGAAGACGACACGAAUCAGUUGCCAGCUAACGCUGUGCUCGGUUCGCACGUUCCCCCUCCGUCGCAGUGGAGCUCGGGCGACGUCAUGAUGCCCGACCCGACGUCUCCAUUCGCACAAGCAACGUCAGCCUUUGCUGCCGUAGGUAUCCUGGAGGACUUGCGAAAGCGUCGAUACGUCCAGGACGCCCUCGCCUGCCUUAUGAAUGCCCUCGCCGUGUCCGGUGCUGAUGCGCCGCCACUCGUUUACCUGUACGCGCUCCUGCGAGAGACAAACUUCAGCGUCGAUCGUGCUUUCUCCCGGCUACUGGAAGCUCGCCUCGAGGUCCAGUCACUGGCCAUCCAGGAGUCGUUGCAAAAGCAGUCGGCCGGCCUGGCUGUCGCGUCGGCUCCCCACAUGUGGUCCAGCGUGCCCUGCCAGCCGUGCUCCGCCCCAGCCGCCAGCGGUCUGCUGGCGAUGCCAAGUUUGCUGUCACUCGGGCUGCCGGCGUCGCUACCGCAACCUCUUCCCGUUGGCAUGUGCGCGCGGCCGAGCGCUCCGACCGCGCACAGCCGCGCCCACGCCGCUUCUCUGGCAGAGCGACCCUAUCCGGACGACCGUGAGAGACGUCGUUCAAGCAGCGGCGACUCGUCGGGCGACGAAUUGCUCCUGGAUGUGGACAGCGAGCUCGAGCACUCGCCUGCUUUCAAAUGCUCACCGGGCGCGUCACACGAUCGCAGUAGGCUGUGCGCUGCCGCACGCAACUCGUAGCUGCGUAUUAACUCGUAGCUUUCUAUUAUGCCUUGCAGUACGCUCGUGUAUUAGUAGCGUACUACAUGGCCGCCUUUUAUGGCGAGCGUCGAGUGCCUCUCAGCAAAUAGAUGCUAGGUAACAAGGGGAGGCAUCAGACGCAUCUUGCUGCAUUGCUAUGCGCAAUGUCCGGUAGGCGAACGUUCAUGGUCUCGCGCUUAGAACAACUGUUCAUGGGCGGCAUGGAAGCAAAAAGCUAAAUGUAUACAAUGGAAGUGGUAACCACUGCUUAUUUUCUGUGUGCUGAACCGCAUCCGAGGUGUAACGCAAUGCAGAGUAAUCGCUGAAAGCGUACUUGAGUGUAAUUGCAAUGAAUGCAGCGAGCCCGAAACCUUCAACUGAGAUUACUUCUGCAAGAGACAAGAAUACAUCAGCUGCACCUUUUGAGAUGGACGGGACAGAAAAUUUAGAGAAAGGGAAAGACGGGAACCGCUAGGGUUUUGAAUAAAUUGCGGCAUCAGUCCUAGCGUACGAACAUAGCAAUAUUACCUAUGUUAAUAAUAAUUGCUGGGGUUUAACGUCCCAAUACCACGAUAUGAUUAUGAGAGAGAGAGAGAAGCAACUUUAUUCAAGUGAAAAUAUUUUCACACGGUCAGGCCGUGCCUGGCGGUCACCUCGGCUCGUUGAAUGGCCUGGAGCUGUACUUUGAGGCUUGUACUGCGAAGUACACUUUCCCACGCCUCAGGCGAGGGAGUGGUCAGGAGAUCUGGCGGGGGUGGAUCCUCGCUGCAGUCCCAUAAUAUGUGAGAGAGGGAGGCGACGGAGCCACACUGCGAGCGGUGUGCACUGAACAGAUCGGGGUAAAUGUGUGCGCAUACACCUGUGGGCACGGGAACGAAUUCGUUUAGAGGCGACGCCAUGCACGCGAUCUCUUGUGGUUUCGUGAGUUUGGGAUGCGGCGGGGGUUUCUUUCGACGCCCAAGGCGUUAAUGCUGGGCUAUUUCUUGAUAGGAGGUCAGGGGCUCGCCGAGGUGGUCGGCGCCGUAGUGGAUGGUUCUGGAAAUUUCGACCACCUGGGGUUCCUUAACGUGCACCUAAAUCUAAGUACACGGGCCUCUAGCAUUUUCGCGUCCAUCGAAAAUGCGGCCGCUGCGGCCGAGAUUCGCUCCCGCGACCUGCGGGUCGGCAGUCAAUAUUACCUUUAUUAUAGCUAUGAGUACGAAUGAUCAAAGUUACCCAUGCCGCAUUGUCGAAGUGGAAGGAACAGAAUACGUUCGAGCUGGCAAGCGGAAGUCGAUCACGGCAAGCCGUUGCAGUGAAAGCUGGUGUUGGGCGCCCUCGCCGACAUCUCGCUUCGAAGUGGUGAUUAUGAUGAUGAAUGCAACCCGAAGAGAAUGUUGCGUGUCCACUAAGCACGACAGACCAAUAAUGUAGCAGCAUACACGAAAUGCAUUAUUGAUGUACACGUUUCGGUACAUGAAUAAAUGAAGACAUAAAGAAAAAGAAAGUGUGUGAUGAGUGAGCUUGGCCACCUUGAGUAGUUGUAGUAAAAUGAAAGAAUAAC